AUGCAAAUUCUUCUUGAGAGUCAUGGCAUUUUGGGGUUUAUUGAUGGAUCACGGAAGUGUCCUACUCAAUUUGAUGAGGACUCUGAUGUUGCAAGUGUUGAAACUGAUUCUCAUCAAAUUUGGAAAAUGCAUGAUCGUGCAUUGAUGCAGUUGCUUAUUGAAACUCUUUCUUCUACUGCGAUUUCUUAUGUCAUUGGAUACUAUCGAGAAGGGUUCAUAACCUGUCUCCCAAUAUUUGCAAAGGAUAAAAGAUGCUCGAGAUCAUCUUCUACAGCAAGCGUUUCUUUUGAGGAUGAUAAUAUUGUGAUCUUGGCUCUCAAUGGUCUUCCUUCUGACUAUAAUACAUUUCGGUGCAUGGUUCGAGGCAGAGAAAAUGUGCUAUCUCUUAAAGAUUUUCGAUCUCAAUUGAUUGCUGAAGAAGCCACUCUUGAACAAACUAACUCUGCAUCUCCUUUUGUCUCUACAAUGAUGGCUCAAAAUCAGACAUUUCAAGGCAAGGCUCUUGUUCUUGAUGAAGUGGUAACCAUGCUGGUUUCAAUGGUUCCAAUAGUGGUUUCAAAGGUCACAACACUGGUGGUUACUCUAUCAAUCGUGGGUCUCAUUUUAAGGGUCGAGGCAGAGGUCGCAGUCAUUAUCAAUCUGGACCACGCCCUUAACAAGUUCAGCCUACUUCUAGCCCUGGCACAAUCAACUCUCUACUCCUACCUCCUCAGUCCAAUAGGCAACUUUUCUUAUCAAAGCAAACCUCCUUCCACCAAUCUUAGUGCCAUGCAUGCCAACUUCUCAUCUUCUUCACCUCAUGAGCAAUUUUGGGUAGUUGAUACUGGAGCAACAACUCAUAUGACUUCUGACUUGUCUCAACUUAGUUUGGCUACUCCUUUCUCAGGGUCUGAUACUAUCACUACUGCAGGGGGUUCAAGUUUGAGCAUUUCUAAUAUUGGUUCUUCCAUUUUGGAUGUUCCACAUUGUUCGUUACAAUUAAAGCAGGACAAGAUCACGACGAGUGUUCUUCUCAAGGGAUUGUGUAGAGCUGGCUUGUAUCCUAUUCCUUUCUCCCUUCUGCAAUCCAAUCUUCAACAAGCAUCCUCUUUUCACAAGAAUCAUUUUUGUUAUCUUGGCCAACAAGUCAAUACAAGUCUGUGGCACAAACGUUUAGGUCAUCCCUCCAACACAAUCACUUCAGCUCUUUUACGUCAGUCACAUAUUUCUUUUUCUUUAGACAACUCAAAAUUAGUCUGUACUACUUGUUUAGAAGGCAAACUAGCUAAGCUUCCUUUUCCUUAUCCAGUAGUUAAAUCUAUCAAACCUUUAGAAGUAAUUCAUAGUAAUGUCUGGGGUCCUUCUCCCACAUUAUCUGUUGAGGGUUUCAGAUAUUAUGUUAGUUUCAUAGAUGAGUGUACUCGAUUUACUUGGAUUUUUCCAAUGAUCAAUAAAGUAGAGAGUGAUGGGGGUGGUGAGUACCUUAGUAAUAAAUUCAAACCUUAUUCUCAUCCACAACAAUACAGGAUAAUUGUUAGAGCUCUGCAAUACCUCACAUUCACAAGGCCUGACAUUGCAUUCUCAGUCAAUCAAGCUUGUCAAUUCAUGCAUAAUCCCAUGGAAUCUCAUGUUGUGGCGGUUAAGAGAAUCUUGAAGUAUUUGAAAGGUACUCUUGAUUUUGGAAUUCAUUUUCAGCCUGGUAUUCUUAAUCUGCAUGCUUACAGUAAUGCUGACUGGGCUGGUGAUCCUAAUGAUCGACAUUCUGUCUCAGGAUUUAUUGUUUACUUGGGGUCUAGUCCUAUUUCUUGGGCUUUUAAGAAACAACAUACUGUAUCUCGUUCAUCCACUGAGGCAGAAUAUAGGGCCCUUGCUAUUGCUGCUGCUGAGCUUGCCUGGAUUCGACAAUUAUUUUGUGAUCUUCAUCACCAGUGUUCCAAUCUUAUGCUUGGCUCCUCCAAGCCUAUGAUUGAGGGGGAAUGUAAAGAUAUCAAUGGUCCUAGUCUUGCCACAUGUCAUAAGAUUAAAGAGUCAAGUGGUUAA
Molecule: messenger RNA, 2019 nt
Organism: Prunus armeniaca (apricot)
Lineage: Eukaryota; Viridiplantae; Streptophyta; Magnoliopsida; Rosales; Rosaceae
Source: the annotation of a GenBank genome assembly